This is a messenger RNA of Abrus precatorius (Indian licorice), 2257 nucleotides long. RefSeq names its product serine/threonine-protein kinase GRIK1-like. The transcript is spliced from 13 exons. Gene Ontology annotation, cellular component: cytoplasm. NCBI's taxonomy places the organism in Eukaryota, Viridiplantae, Streptophyta, Magnoliopsida, Fabales, Fabaceae. The coding region runs from base 608 to 1840 and encodes 410 amino acids. The record is from RefSeq and is a predicted model, not a curated record. Gene Ontology annotation, biological process: protein phosphorylation; intracellular signal transduction. Gene Ontology annotation, molecular function: ATP binding; protein serine/threonine kinase activity.
AACUGCUGUAACAAUAAUGGCUUUUGGGUCCCGAAACGGGUGAAGGCAACUUCUUCUUCCUCGGUUGCGGUUCCCAAAUAUUCAUAUUUUUGUUUCUCUUUCUCUCUUCUCUUCACUACUCACUUCUCUCCCUCAAUCCCAAUUUCCACUUUUCAUCACUAACCCUUCACUUAUUUUCCCCAUUCUCUUCCAUCUAGGGUUUCUCGAUUAGGAUCCUCAAUUGCAAUUCCUUUCUCAUUUUUGUUUCCGGCGAUUGAAUUUGCGAAUCAGGGUUUCUGGGUCUCCGAAAGACCCUCAAUUCGUGCUGGAAAUCUGGGUAUUUUGGAGCUGGGGUGAGAGGGCUAUCCCAGUUUGUCAUUCUCGCCCGCAAAAGGAGGUCAACGAAACCUGCUACGAUUGUUAUAAACUGGAGUUAUCAUCACAAUGUUGUGUGUGAAUCGUAGUAGUGGUUUUUAUAUCUCUAGCCGUGUUCUCCACCUAGCUGAAUGGCACCCGUUAGAAUAGCAACGUUGAGUAGGGCUUGAAGCCCUCUUCUGUCCUCUGAAAUCAGUUUUUCAAGUUUUUAGGCUGAGAGAUACAUCAAUCACCUUUAAGGUCAAAGCUUCAGAUGUUCAAUAAGGCUCUUUCUUUUGCCAAAGCAAUGGAGUGCUGUAAUUGCUUUGGGUUCAUUAGGAGACUGAGCCGUCAAAGUCAAAGGUCUAAGCCUGCUAUCAACAAUAAUCUCUCCCAGGAGCUGUUGUUGGAUGACGACAUUGAAGAUGAAGAGCACUUGUAUAAUAAUGACGACGCCAAUACCACUAGCGGAGAUGACAGUGAGGAAAAAACCCGUCCCAAGAAAUCGGAAGAAAUUUUGAACAUGAGAGUAGAGAAUGGCAUGAUUUGUAGGCAGUUUCCCGUUAAGGAGACUCACAAAGUUGUUCGCAGAGAGGAUGAAAAUGGAAACAAGAUGAUAAAUGAGUAUAUUCGUGAAUAUAAGAUUGGUUCUGGUAGCUACGGGAAAGUGGCUCUUUAUCGAAGCUCUGUUGAUGGAAAGCAUUAUGCAAUUAAGGCCUUUCAUAAGUCUCAUUUACUGAAGCUUCGAGUUGCACCCUCAGAAACUGCCAUGACUGAUGUACUACGUGAGGUUCUCAUUAUGAAAAUGCUGGAACAUCCGAAUAUAGUGAAUCUCAUUGAGGUGAUUGAUGACCCGGAGUCAGAUCGCUUCUACAUGGUACUUGAAUAUGUGGAAGGCAAGUGGGUUUGUGAGGGUUCGGGUCCCACUUGUGGCUUAGGUGAAGAGACUGCUAGGAGAUACUUGCGUGAUAUAGUUUCUGGAUUAAGAUAUCUCCAUGCUCAUAAUAUAGUACAUGGGGAUAUUAAACCAGAUAAUCUGUUGAUUACUCGUCAUGGUACAGUGAAGAUAGGAGAUUUCAGUGUCAGCCAAGCUUUUGAGGAUGAUAAUGAUGAGCUUCGGCGAUCACCUGGAACUCCGGUUUUCACAGCACCAGAAUGUAUUUUAGGUCUUACCUAUCAUGGUAAAGCUGCAGACACAUGGGCAGUAGGGGUUACUUUAUACUGUAUGAUAUUGGGUGAAUAUCCUUUUCUUGGAGACACACUUCAAGAUACCUAUGACAAAAUAGUCAAUAAUCCUUUAGUACUCCCAAAUGAUAUGAAUCCGCGACUGAAGAACUUAAUAGAAGGAUUACUUUUCAAAGAUCCAAGAGUAAGGUUGACUUUGGGUGAUGUUGCGGAAGAUAGCUGGGUUAUUGGAGAUGAUGGGCCAAUUCCUGAGUACCUUUGUUGGUGCAAAAGGAAGAGCUUGGGGAUUGAAGACAAUGAUGAGAGCAAUGUGCUUGCUUGACCUAUACUGAACUAAAUUAUUUAGCAAAUUUGUUUGUGUACAGUGGAAAAGUUCAGAUAUUAUUUUUCCCCGUUAGACUCUCUGCUGGUACGGUAUGAUCGUAGAAGCAGGUCUUGAAGUAAUCUUAAAAUUUAAGAAAUUAUGGCUCAUAGGCAUGAUAUGUAUCAAAGUUAGAAAAUAGUUUAUUUUUAUGUGGAACAAUUUGGUGUCUAGUAGAGGUCUAGUAUCUUUCUAUUUGGAUUUUCUUUGCAUCUAGUUUUUCCUUCUUUGCAUGUACCUCACCUUUCUGUUUAAUCCACAGAAACAGACAAAUGAGGGAUAUAUUUUGUUUGGGAUCAUCAUGAGCUGGCAGAAGCAUGUUUUUAUAUUUGUACUUUGAAUUGCAAUUUUAAGCCAUUUGAUUAGAGAAAUUUUAGU